Messenger RNA from Aureococcus anophagefferens, 1067 nucleotides. RefSeq lists its product as hypothetical. The record is from RefSeq and is a predicted model, not a curated record. Bases 16 to 1035 code for a protein of 339 amino acids. The transcript has a single exon. NCBI's taxonomy places the organism in Eukaryota, Pelagophyceae, Pelagomonadales, Pelagomonadaceae.
UUGCACAACUUGACGAUGCUGCGAGCCCUAGCGGAGCGUGCGCCGCGCCCAAUUCUCGCACGGCGCCGCCUGCGCCUGCUCGUCGGCAGCAGCAGUCGGCCGCACCGCGAGAAGAAGGACGGCGAGGACGCCUACUUCGCCAGCGCCGCCGACAACGCGCUCGGCGUCGCCGACGGCGUCGGGGGCUCGAAGCGCGCCGGCGUGGACCCGGGCGACUUCUCGCGGCGCCUGCUCGCCCACGCGCAGCGGCACGCCGGCGGCGGCGCCGUCGCCGCCGUCGCCGCCGCGCGCGCGGCCGCGACGCGCGACGACGUCUGCCGGCGCGGCGGCAGCUCGACGCUCCUCGUCGCGACGCUCGACGGCGACCGCCUCGAGGUCUGCAACUUCGGCGACAGCGCCUGCGCGCUCCUGCGGCCCGCGCCGCGGCGGUCGCGGGGCGCCGUCGGCCUCUGGCCGCGCGUCGUGCUGCGCACGGCGGACCAGACGCACUACUUCAACUGCCCGUAUCAGGCGUCCGCCGCCGACGACCUCGCGGGCGAGGCGGCCCUCGGCGCCUGCGGCGCCGAUGCCCUCGCGGCGACGGCGCGGGCCGGCGACGUCGUCGUCGCGGCGACGGACGGCUUCUGGGACAACGUUUCCGACGACGCCGCGCAGCGCGCCGUCGCGGCGCGCGUCGGCGUCGUCUGGGCGUCGGCGGCGCGCCAGGGGGGCUUCGGGAGCCUCAGCGACCGCGUCGCGGGCCUGAGCGACGACGCCGCCGCAUUCGACGACUGCCGCGAGAACCUCGACGUGCUCGCGGCCGCGCUCGCGGACGCGGCCGUCGCCGUCUUCGACGACGAAUCCGCCGCGACGCCCUUCACGGACGCCGCGAGGCUCGACGGCCUCGAGCACUACGGCGGCAAGGAGGACGACGUCGCCGUCGUCGUCGGCCUCGUCGUCGCCGACGGCGCGCGGCUCUCCGCGCUCGACGAGGCCCCCGUCCACAACUUCCGCGACGCCGCGCUCCCGGAGGACGGCGCGGCGGAGGAGCCCUAAGCACCGGCCGGCGCAGCGCUAACCGUGCCCUU